Molecule: messenger RNA, 1407 nt
Organism: Nyctereutes procyonoides (raccoon dog)
Lineage: Eukaryota; Metazoa; Chordata; Mammalia; Carnivora; Canidae
Gene: CFAP276
Product: cilia and flagella associated protein 276
Exons: 5
Coding region: 135-650 (171 amino acids)
Source: RefSeq, a predicted model, not a curated record
ACAGAUGGCGGGGAGUUGCCUGGCAACCGAAACUGGGCGUUCCAAACAAUUGGGACCCGGGAUCCUCCGCGUGCGUCGUGUGCGGCUGCGCGGGCUCCCGUCCCUCGCAGCCGCGUCUCGCUCCGCCUUUUACCAUGCCUUUCCCCCGAGACCCUCUCCAGCACCCUACGUUGGAAAACGAUGACUCCUACCUGGGGAAACUCCGGGCUUCCAAGAAACUGCCAUAUAAGAACCCAACUCACCUUGCUCAGCAACAGGAACCCUGGAGUCGGCUCAGCUCAACUCCCACAAUCACCUCCACGAGGCGGGAUAUUUAUUUUCUUGAUCCUGAGAUACCAAAGGAUGACCUGGAUUUCCGCUUAGCAGCCUUGUACAACCACCACACAGGGACAUUCAAGAACAAAAGUGAGGUACUUUUACACCAGGAGACCACCCAGGAUAUCCAUGGAAUCAUCAAGACCCAAUUCCCUGGAGAACUUUUACCCCCUCCUCCACCACCUUCCGUCACUUCCCGAGCUAACAUCAGACACUGGAUCAACCCUAAGAAGGAGUCUAUCCACAGCAUCCAGGGAUCCAUAGUGUCCCCUCACACUGCUGCCACCAAUGGAGGCUACUCCCGAAAGAAUGAUGGUGGCUUCUUCUCUACUUAGUGUUGACAGGCCCCUGGACUAAUUAAUCAUAGUGGAACAUACUGCCGCCCACCUCCAUUAAAUAGAUUUCUGCUGGAUGAAGCCUGAAGUGCAUUACCCAUGGACUCAGAGUUGCCACUUAACUGCUUUUAAAAUGUGGGAGGGAUGUUUCCCAACUUCUAGAAACUAGUCCUCGUGGACAGAUUUGCAAUUUGGAAAGUCAUCUUGCUGAAAAGCUAAGGAUUUAGAACUAAACAGCACAUGGGUGCCUGCGUGGCUCAGUUAACCGUCUCAGUCUUGAUCUCAGCUGAGGUCUUGGGUCUUAGGGUCUUGAGUUCAGGCCCCACAUUGGGCUGGGUGUGGAGCCUAAUUAAAUCAAAAAAAGAAAAAAAAAUCUUGUUUUCAGCAGGGGACAGGUAUUCAUAUUUUGUAAAGUGGACUCAUUCCAAACUUGUAUGUCAGACACUGAGAUAAAUUUUAGGGAAACAAGAGUGGGCACAGCCCAUUCUCUUAAUGAGCUUACCAAACCAUAAUUCUGGAAGCUCUAUGGAGAAUUAACGUUUAUGCUGAGGUCAUCCAUACUUAACAGAUGUCAGACCUUCCGAAUUUAGUCAUCUGCUGGACUCUACUUUGCCAUAAGGGUUCCAUUUUCCUGGUCCUGGUUCCUUGCCAUUGUUCAUUCUCUAACUCUGCUCUCUUCUUGCCUGGGAGCCAAUUCCCUUUUGUCAAUUUGUGCUGUGAAAUACAGUCCUUGAUUCUUAUAAACGUGAUUCAACAA